Molecule: messenger RNA, 898 nt
Organism: Amaranthus tricolor (Joseph's coat)
Lineage: Eukaryota; Viridiplantae; Streptophyta; Magnoliopsida; Caryophyllales; Amaranthaceae
Product: auxin response factor 17-like
Exons: 3
Coding region: 369-842 (157 amino acids)
Biological process (GO): regulation of DNA-templated transcription; response to hormone
Molecular function (GO): DNA binding
Source: RefSeq, a predicted model, not a curated record
UGAGAUACUAGAAGUAUUCUUUUCAUUUAUAAAAUUUGAAUUCUUGAAUGUGUACUUAAUUUUAAAAAAAUCAUUUUAUUAAAGACAUUUUACUUCAUACAUUGUCUUAUCCUAUUUUGUCUUUAUUUGUAUUUACAUGUUUUCUAGAGUCGAAAAUGUUAGUCGCAGCUUUUUUUUCUAUAUGAUUUGCGUAUUUUAAUCACAAGGCCACAUAAAUUGAUAAUUUUAUUAAAUUAAAUUUUCUCAAAAGUUCACCAUGACAAGCCAUAUAAAUCUUUUUCCCGCUUUAUUUUUUGUUUUCUCUUUCUUUCCCUACAUAGAACCAUCGUCUCCACGGCUCAAAUCAGGAUCUCGAGUAAUAUCUUUUAAUGGCGUCGUCGAUAAAUCAACGUGUAAUAGAUCCAGAAAUAUGGCAAGCUUGUGCAGGAAUUUUGAUCGAGAUACCAAAAGUGGAUUAUUUGGUUUACUACUUUCCGCAAGGACAUAUUGAACAUGCUUCUUCAAUCGUUACUGUUCAUCUUCUUCAAUUCGUUCUUAAAAUGAGUAAUUCUGGUUCAAACCUAAUUAAAAUCGAUCAGAAGAGUAUCGAGAAUGUUCUUUCGUUUAGCAAUGUUUUUAAACCUCCAUAUACGAGCAUGAUGUUUACUACUAAUUGGCCUGAAUUUGUUAGAAUAAAGAAGUUAAAAGCAGGAGAUACUAUUGUUUUGAAGCUGAAAGAAUCAACCAAUGAGCAUUUUAUUGGAAUUCGUAGGGAUGUAAAUUGGAGUACUAAAGCAGGGAGGAAUUCGGCUAAUGAAGUAGAAAUUGCGAUUGAGAAAGAAGCGAAUAAGGAGAGUUUGUAGGAAAAUUUAGAUGGUAAAAUAAUGAAUGGAUUUAUUUGGAAGGAAAGAUGAGUGAA